UAAUUCAAAUGUUUGGGCAGCAGAAGGACUCGUCUCAUCUCACUGUAAACACGGGUCCUGUAGAGUGUUGGAAUCUCCACACACGGCAUUGAUCUCUGUUCAGCUGAGAGCGGAUCUACGUGAGACCUCUGUCAGGCCUGGUUGGACAUCACUCUACUGCUCUGGUAGGCUGUUAUAUUGAUGCUGGGAAAACAGCUUUUCAGAAACAAGCCGCUCAGCCAUGGUACAUCACAGUUUAGACGCUGCAAUGAGCAUUACUCCAACCACCACCCUGGACAGCAUGCUGACCACGCCUUGGAGCCCCACUAGCUCGUACCCUGAUGUGCCGAUGGUGAUGUCUGGUUUUACAAGUCGCAUGUGGUCUCACGAGUCCCAGCCUCAGUUCUGGAGCAAGUACCAGGUGUGGGAGUGGCUGCAACAAAUCUUGGACAUGCACCAGAUCGAUGCCGCAAGCAUUCCCUUCCAGAACUUUGACAUGGACGGCCAUCAGCUCUGCAGCCUGACCUACCAGGACUUCAUCCGUGCUGCUGGCAGCAUGGGAACCAUUCUCUUCCACAGCCUCACAGAGCUCAAGUGGAGCGCCCAGUGCCAUGUGGAAUUAGGACAGCUGGAACUCAAACAAGAGUUAGAUUUCCCCUGUCCAUUUCCAGAUGUCAGCUAUCCACCCGGAGAGAUCUACGAUCCCAUCAUUCACCCUCUCGCACCGGUCGCCUCUCCCACCCCUUCUAGUCCUGACAUAAAAAGAUCCUACAGCCGUCCCCACCAGGUCAGAAAACACAACCCAAGGGGAACCCACUUGUGGGAGUUCAUCAGGGACAUUCUACUGAGCCCAGAGCGAAACCCAGGGCUGAUCAAGUGGGAGGAUCGGACGGAGGGCGUCUUCCGCUUCCUGAAGUCCGAGGCGGUGGCGCAGCUGUGGGGCAAGAAGAAGAAUAACAGCAGCAUGACCUACGAGAAACUAAGUCGGGCAAUGAGAUAUUACUACAAAAGAGAAAUCUUAGAACGAGUAGACGGACGCAGACUGGUCUACAAGUUUGGAAGGAAUGCCCGAGGAUGGAGGGAGUCAGAGAAGUGAUUAAUAUGUGUUUUACUUGAUGUUGUGUGUAAAAAUGUGACGUUUUAUUAUGGUUUGAAUUGAUUGUGUCUAACGACGAUGUGUUUGAAGUGUUUACACGUUCUUGUUUAUUGUAUGUUUGCCUUUUUUUAUUCUUUAGAUGAACCCCUUCGUUGUGACAAUGCACUGAGAUGUUACUGUGCCUUAUUGAAAAAAAAAACUUUGCUUAUGAUACAUGCUCGCAGUCUAAGCUCAAACCUAUUUACUGAAGAAUCAGAUGAAUGAAGACUCUGUCAGGAACUGACAGGAAACAUGACAGAUGCUCCUUUGCUUUUCUUUCUCUCUAAGUCAGAUAUUUUCUACUGUUCAUUUGCUUUCACUAAACUGAAAAGAAAGUGUGAACAUGUUUGUUGAUGUUUAUUAUAAAUAAAGCUUGUGAUCUUUUUUACUUU
Limanda limanda (common dab) is the source of this 1506-nucleotide messenger RNA. RefSeq names its product ets homologous factor (gene ehf). Gene Ontology annotation, biological process: cell differentiation; regulation of transcription by RNA polymerase II. The coding region runs from base 221 to 1075 and encodes 284 amino acids. Gene Ontology annotation, molecular function: DNA-binding transcription factor activity, RNA polymerase II-specific; sequence-specific DNA binding. The transcript is spliced from 9 exons. NCBI's taxonomy places the organism in Eukaryota, Metazoa, Chordata, Actinopteri, Pleuronectiformes, Pleuronectidae. The record is from RefSeq and is a predicted model, not a curated record. Gene Ontology annotation, cellular component: nucleus.